Molecule: messenger RNA, 2569 nt
Organism: Manis pentadactyla (Chinese pangolin)
Lineage: Eukaryota; Metazoa; Chordata; Mammalia; Pholidota; Manidae
Product: olfactory receptor 2M3-like
Exons: 2
Coding region: 494-1951 (485 amino acids)
Biological process (GO): G protein-coupled receptor signaling pathway
Cellular component (GO): membrane
Molecular function (GO): olfactory receptor activity; G protein-coupled receptor activity
Source: RefSeq, a predicted model, not a curated record
AGGUGUUUUGGAUCGCGCUUUAGGUUACCAAAAACCCCUUCUGAAUAAGUGCCAGGAGGAGAAUCAAGUACAAAACCUUCGCUACCAGGCCCUCGUGGAUGUGCGAGUUCGGUCCCAAGGAAUUUGCGUUUAGCGAAUCCCCCGCGGCCAAGCCACCAUUUCCCGGGGUAAGCUGAUGCGCCGUCCAGAGCGGUGACUCUCGGGGCGUGUGGAGCUAGGCGGGGGCGGGCUGGGUAGGGAGGGGGCCCUGUCUCCCAGGGACGAUGCACACGUGUUCGGCGCUCUAUCUGGAGGGGCUGUGCUUUGCUGUGGGCUGGGGGCCAGGCCGCCCGACUACUGUCUAGGCCGCCGGACACGGCGCGUAAAAUGCACGCGCGUGGGUCGCCACUGAACCACACGCCUCCUGCUAGAUGUGAAUCUAGGCGAACAGCCUUGUUUACCUGGAAUUCAAACCUAACCUGCGUCCCGGACCUCACCGGCCGCCCUUCCUGUGAUGCGCAGGCCGGACCCCGCCGGAGGCGACCGGGGCGGAGCUGAGCCCGCCCAGGGAACGAACGGUCCGCAAGCCCGUCUGCCCCGCGGGCCCCAAGGGCUCAGGCGGCCGGCGGGGCUGGCCUCAUCGCGCCGUUCUGCUCCCCCAACCCGCGGUGGGCCUACCCGCCGUGCUGCCGGCCCGGGCCGCAGAUCACCCGCCCUACGGAGAGAGGCUCCGGGCCCAACGAGCAGACACCCGCGCAGCCGGGGCGAGCGGGAGCGCGCGGGCAGGAGGUGGUUGCGCCUUCCGUUCCCGAGCCCCUCUAGGCGUCGCGGCGGCCGGCGUCUCGAUGGCCGCCUGGGCCGGGGGCGGGGCCUGGGCGUGUCUGGGACGGGGCGCGGAAGGCGGGCGGAGGCGCGACCAGCGCUCUUGUGCCGGACGUUGCGCGGCCGCGACGCCAGACGCCGGAGCGGACGCGGCCCUCCCUGCUUGGUGUUACCUCGCGUCCGGCGCGGCCCCGCGAGACGCCGUCGCAUUUAUGUGGAAAAUAUGGGGAGAGAAAACGAGACAUCCAUUGUUGAUUUUGUCCUCCUUGGACUCUUCCCGGGAACGAGGCAUGUCGAGUUCCUGAUCUGUACCAUUCUCCUUGUCUAUGUUGUUGCCAUCACAGGAAACACCAUCUUGAUCCUCCUCCUCUCCCUGGAGCCCCAGCUUCACAGCCCCAUGUACUUUCUGCUCAGCCAGCUGUCCCUCAUGGACAUCUUUCUCAUCUCCACGACAGUCCCUAAGAUGCUAACCAACUUUUUCUCAGGGACAUCAGAUAUUUCCUACACUGGCUGUGGAAUUCAGAUGUAUUUACAUUCUGCCCUUGGAGGCAGUGAAUGUAUUUUGCUCACCCUUAUGGCCUAUGACCGAUACAUUGCUAUUUGUAACCCCUUGAGAUAUGUGGUCAUCAUGAAUUCUGAAGUUUGCCUGCAGAUGGCCGUCAUGUCCUGGUUAGGGGGUGCAUUUAAUUCCCUAGUGCAAACCACAUAUACUAUGCAUUUUCCCAGAUGUGGCUCAAGAAAAGUACACCAUUUCUUCUGUGAGCUACAGGCAGUCCUCAAGCUGUCAUGUGAAGACACUUCUACUUAUAAUAAAGUUGUGUUUGUGAUUGGUAUCAUCUUUCUCCUCACCCCUUUUGGCCUCAUUCUGACUUCUUACAUUUUUAUUUUCCUCAGUGUUGUCCACUUAAAUUCUUCCAAGGCAAGAAAUAAAGCUCUUGCCACGUGCUCUUCCCAUCUGAUGGUGGUGUUUCUCUACUUUGGUCCAACCAUGUUCAUCUACAUGAUUCCCAGCUCCUUGCACACUGCAGAGCAAGAUGAGGGGCUGUCUGUGUUCUACACCAUCCUCACCCCCAUGAUGAACCCCCUCAUAUACAGCCUAAGGAACAGGGAGGUAGGAGAGGCUUUGCGGAAAAUCCUGGGAAAAGCCUGAGUAUGAAAUAAGAAUGGCAACAUUGAGAGUUUCUAAAUUCAGCCAGCAAAGCCAUGACUUCUUUGUGGAUAAGAAUAUAUGCCUUAAGUUAUCAAUUUUUAACUGUGUGUAUAACAUGAAAAUCAUCAGAAUAUUUGUAAUUAUCUAACUGAGCGAUAUGUAAUUUGCCCCCAUGCUUCAGAAAUGUAGAUAUUACUUUGCUAAUUUUGUUCCUGUCAAGCUAUGAACUAUUGGGUUUAUAGCCAAUCUGCUAUGACAAAAAUAAGUUUCCUUAUUUACUAUCAAGCAGACUUAAAAUCAUCCCCAAAGGGCAAGUCCAUGAUUCUUCCACACCUUACUCCUGUCUGCAAAUGACAAUGGUCAUAAUUACCUACACUCUGGCACCAGGAAAAUUUUCUUCAACUAGACUAUAAGACAGUCCAUUCAUUUGAGAACUAAGGGAACACAUGGAAUGUAUCUGGGUGAGACUUGCAGUAAACUUUAAGCAUUUUCUUCCAUAAUUGUGUUCUUUCCAUGUAAGUGGAAAUUUCAGGUCAAUUUAUACAGCAACUAAAAUAAUAUAUUUUAUUCUAGAUAUCCUGCUUUGUUUACAAGAGAAAAAAAUCAUAUUCCUUAAGA